AAAUGUAAAUAUACACUUAUAAAUUAUAGUUGUAAAUAUUUUUAUUAAUCUUCAUUAAUAAUAAGCAGAAAAAUUUAUAUUUUUCAAAUGACCUCAUUAAAGCCCGAAGAAGCAUUUAAAAACUUAGGAAUAACACAUUGGUUAAUAAAACAAAUAAAAAAACUUGGAUUAAAAGCGCCUACACCUAUUCAAAAAGAAUGUAUUCCAAAAAUAUUAAAUGGAGAUGAUUGUCUAGGAGCUGCUAAAACUGGAUCUGGAAAAACGUUUGCAUUUGCAUUACCAAUUUUACAAAAACUAAGUGAAGAACCUGUUGCAUAUUUUGCAUUAGUUCUAACACCUACUCAUGAGUUGGCUUAUCAAAUAUCAGAACAAUUUCAAGUUGCUGGGCAGCCAAUGGGGGUUAGAGUGUGUGUUGUUGCUGGUGGAACCGAUCAAAUGAUUGAAAGUCAAAAUUUAAUGGCUAGGCCACAUAUAGUUGUUGCUAUGCCUGGUCGUUUAGCAGAUCAAUUAACUGGUUGUGCUACAUUUUCUUUUGAUUCACUGAAGUUUUUGGUCGUGGAUGAGGCCGAUAGAAUGUUAAAUGGGGAUUUUGAUGAAAGUUUAUCAACAAUACGUAAUUUUUUACCAAAAGAUAGACAAAAUUUAUUUUUUUCUGCAACACUAAAAGAUUUUAUUAAAGAGUCAAGUAUUUUCCCUUUAAACAAUAAUGUUUUUGAGUGGACGGAAGAAAGUGAAAUAGCAACUGUAGAAACCUUAGAUCAAAGAUAUGUACUUUGUGCAGAAUAUGAUCGAGACAUGGUGUUAGUGGAAGUUUUGAGAAAAUAUAGGGAAGACAAUGAAGAAGCUAACGUGAUGAUUUUUACAAGCACUAAAAAGUAUUGUCAACUUUUAUCAAUGACGCUUAACAGUCUAGGACAAGAUAAUGUUUGCUUGCAUGGUUUUAUGAGGCAAAAAGAAAGGGUUGCAGCAUUAAAUAAAUUUAAAUCUAAGCAUGUUAGAACUCUAAUUGCAACAGAUGUUGCCGCAAGAGGAUUGGAUAUUCCUAAUGUUCAAUUAGUAAUAAACCAUCGUUUACCUAGACAAGCAAAGGAAUAUAUUCACAGAGUUGGGCGCACUGCCAGGGCGGGCCGUUCUGGACUUUCGAUUUCAAUAUUUCGAUUUCCUCGCGAUUUAGAGCUUUUAGGUGAAAUUGAAGCUGAAAUUAAUACUAAAUUAACGGAACAUCCUGUCGAUCAACGCUUAGUUGAAAGGAUAUUUAUGCAAGUUAAUGUAGCUCGGAGGGAAAAUGAAAUUACGUUGGAUAAUAAAGAUUUUGAUGAAAGGGCUCAUGUAUAUCGAAGAAAAAAAUGGAUUUUAGAAGGUUUAGAUCCAGAUUUUAUGGAGGAACAGUAUAAGAAAAAACAGAAGGAAAAGCUAAAAAAAGUGAAACAAAAACAAAAAGAAAGGAGAGCACAAAUGGAGCAGUCAAAGAAACCAUCGGAAUUGAUUGAAGACGAACGUUUUAAGACAAUAGAUACAGAACGUUUUGAAAAGAAAUUAAAACCGAAGAAAACUGAAACGAAAAGGACAAAUGAAGAAGAAAAGCACAAAAUUAAAAAAUUACCAAAAUAUGUUAAGAUAAAAAACAAAAUGAAAUCUUAGCUA
Messenger RNA from Condylostylus longicornis, 1644 nucleotides. It is a transcript of the gene Dbp45A, whose product is annotated as probable ATP-dependent RNA helicase Dbp45A. The transcript has 7 exons. The record is from RefSeq and is a predicted model, not a curated record. NCBI's taxonomy places the organism in Eukaryota, Metazoa, Arthropoda, Insecta, Diptera, Dolichopodidae. The coding region runs from base 88 to 1641 and encodes 517 amino acids. Gene Ontology annotation, molecular function: nucleic acid binding; ATP binding; RNA helicase activity.